UAAAACAUAAAAAAAUUUACCUUUUUAACCACUGUAAAAUGUAUAGGUCAGCACAUUGAGUACAUUCACAUUGUUGUGCAACUAUCAGCACCAGGCAUCUCUAGCAUGUUUUAAUCUUCCCAAAUUGAGACUUGGAUCCAUUAAACAAUAACUCCACCUUGUUUCCUUCUCCCCUGGCCCCUGGCAACCGUCACUCCAGUUUCUGUCUCUAGGAGUUUGACUGCUCUAGAUACCUCAUAUAAGUGGAAUCGUACAAUAUUUGUCCUUUUGUGACUGGCUUAUUUCACCAAACGUAAUGUCUUCAAGGUUCAUCCAUGAUGCAGCACGUGUCAGAAUUGCCUUCCUUUUUAAGACUAAAUAUUCCAGUCUUCUCUGCACUGGGAACAGCUCUCCUGCCACAGGCCCUCAUCCCCUAAAAAUGUCCGCCUGUGCAAAGUUCGUCUCCACCCCCUUCUUGGUCAGGAGCACCUCUUAGCUGUUGAGCUGAUCACUGUCUGCAAUGGCGCUAAAACCACCAGGAACACUGACAGAUGAGAACCUCAGCUGCCUGGCAGCCCCACGUCCCCUGACCUCACUUAUUUCCAGCCGCAGCUUCCAAACCAGUGCCAUUUCAAGGGACAUGCGCACAGCAGCCAAGUUCAUUGGGGCUGGGGCUGCCACGGUAGGGGUGGCUGGCUCUGGGGCUGGAAUUGGGACUGCGUUUGGGAGCCUCAUCAUUGGUUAUGCCCGGAAUCCCUCUCUGAAGCAACAGUUCUUCUCCUACGCCAUUCUGGGCUUUGCCCUCUCGGAAGCCAUGGGGCUCUUUUGCCUGAUGGUGGCCUUUCUCAUCCUCUUGGCUAUGUGAAGGAGCCGUCUCCACCUCCCAAAGGUCUUUCUCCCGUGUCUUGUCUGCCCUGUAUGUUCCUUUUCCUAUACCUCCCCAAGCAGCCUGGGGAAAGUGGCUGGCUCAGGGUUUGACAGAGGGAAGAUAAAUAAAUACUGUAUUAAUAAGAAAAGAAAGACUGAAUAUUUCAUUGUCUGUAUAUGCCAUAUUUUGUUUAUCCAUUCAUCCGUUGAUGGAUGCUUGGGUUAUUUACGCAUUCUGGCUCUUGUUGAUAAUGCUGCUAUGAAUAUUAGUGUACAAAUACCUGUAUGAGUUCCUGCCUUCCUGUCUUUUAAUUAUAUUUGAGGAACUGCUAUACUGUUUUCCACAGUGGCUGUACCAUUUCACAUUCUCACCAGCAGUGCACAAGUGUUCCUAUUUCUUCACAUCCUUACCAACAGUUGUUCUGUUUUUUAAAUAAUAACCAUCCUAGUGGGUGUGAAGUGGUAUCUCACUGUGGUUUUAAUUUGCAUUUCUCUGAUAGUUAAUGAUGUGGAGCAUUUUUUUUAAGUAGGCUCCACACUCAACUCUUGAACUCAUGACCCUGAGAUCAAAGAGAUGCAUGUUCUACCGACCUACCGAGCCAGCCGGGUGCCCGGAUGUUGAGCAGUUCUUCAUGUGCUUAUUGGCUCUUUCCUUUUUUAUAUCUUCUUUGGAGAAAUGUCCAUUUAGAUUCUUUGCCAAUUUUUUAAUUGGGUUGUCUUUUAUUUUUGAGUUGUAGGAGUACUUUAUAUAUUACAGAUUCAGGUCCCUUAU
This is a messenger RNA of Mirounga angustirostris (Northern elephant seal), 1618 nucleotides long. RefSeq names its product ATP synthase F(0) complex subunit C2, mitochondrial-like. Gene Ontology annotation, biological process: proton motive force-driven ATP synthesis; proton transmembrane transport. Lineage: Eukaryota; Metazoa; Chordata; Mammalia; Carnivora; Phocidae. Gene Ontology annotation, molecular function: proton transmembrane transporter activity. The transcript has a single exon. The record is from RefSeq and is a predicted model, not a curated record.